Thlaspi arvense is the source of this 1095-nucleotide messenger RNA. The record is from the annotation of a GenBank genome assembly. Lineage: Eukaryota; Viridiplantae; Streptophyta; Magnoliopsida; Brassicales; Brassicaceae.
AUGGAUCCAAAUCAUAACCUCUUCUUUGUCGCCUUUCUCCUUCUUGGCUUAGCUACAAAUGGAGUUACUGGAUAUGCCACAGUCACAGGCACAGUGUUUUGUGACCAAUGCAAGGAUGGAGAGAGAUCUUUGUUUGAUUUUCCUGUCUCCGGAAUUAAGGUGAGUGUGACAUGUUCUGAUGGAGAUGGACAAGUCUAUAUGUCAAGAGAAGAGACUACUAAUUGGCUUGGAGGAUAUGUAAUGAGAUUUGAUGGGACACCGGAUCUGAGCAACUGUUAUGCUCAGGUUUCAGACAAUGGAGCUCAACAACAACAAGGUUCAAGUAGUAGUUGCAGCAUUGCUUCAGGUCCUGCACAGAAACUUAAACUAAUGUUUAGUUUCUUUGGCAUUGAAAUGUUUGCUGCGGAUGCACUUCUUGCUCAGCCGGUUCAGCCAAUGUCUUCUUGUCCUAAACCACCUCCUGCUCCGGUCAUGCCUCCUCCUUAUGUCCCGGUCAUGCCUCCUCCUCAGGUCCCGGUCAUGCCUCCUCCUCAGGUCCCGGUCAUGCCUCCUCCUCAGGUUCCGGUCAUGCCUCCUCCUCCUCAGUUUAAGUUUCCAUCUUUGCCUCCAAUCCCUCAGGUCCCGGUCUUGCCUCCUCCUCAAGUUCCGGUCAUCAGUCCUCCUCCUACCGCAUCGCCUCCUCAGUUUAAGCUUCCACCAUUGCCUCCAUUUCCUUCAGUUCCAUUUUUAGAGCCGUCAGCUUGUUCUCACCAGUUGUGGAUAAAACCUGAGUACAGAUGCUACUGGAGGGCGAUAGGACCGGAUACGAAAGUCGCGGUUGCGUUUGGUCUAGUAGCCGGGAGGAGAUACGGGACUGAUAUGACGGUAAGGGAAGCGCUUGACGGUCGAGGAGAAGCCUAUAAGACUCUCCUAAGGGAAGCAACAACUGCAUUACUCAAUUCAUACAACUCUCUUGGCUUCCCUUUUACUUCCAUCGCUGUGAUCACACAUACCAAUUUGGCUCUCCUCGGAAACUCGCAGCACGAUGUUCUCAUGACUGCUAUUCGCUUCAUCAAGGCUAAUUCAGGGACCUGCAAAUUCACAAUUUGCAAGUGA